AUGGCCGAGGAAGCAGGGUCAACAGGAGUCACUAGUUUACUGGAAUGUGUAGGAGAGGAGAGGAGAGGAGUCAAUAAAGGAGCAGCAGAGGUGCCAGGAGAGGUGCCAGCAGAGGUGCCAGUAGAGGAGCGAGCACGGGCUGCUGGAGUGCUGCUGGCUGAUCCUGGCGCUGCUGGAGUGCUGCUGGCUGAUCCUGGCGCUGCUGGAGUGCUGCUGGCUGAUCCUGGCGCUGCUGGAGCGCGGUGGGAUGACGCACGGCUGCCUCCUACCCGCCCUGCUGACCACCCGCUCGUGAAGACGUUGAACGACGCUAAUGGAGACACUUGUGGAGUUGGUUCCUGA
Messenger RNA from Closterium sp. Yama58-4, 342 nucleotides. Lineage: Eukaryota; Viridiplantae; Streptophyta; Zygnematophyceae; Desmidiales; Closteriaceae. The record is from the annotation of a GenBank genome assembly.